AACGACUAGCGACUGUGUGGGAAGACAGAGGGAGAGGAGGGGCUUAAAAAGUAUGAACUUGUGUAUGAUUUAGCUGCAGGAAACAUUAAGAAGGGGAACGACUGCAAACAGGACGUGGUGCUUUCAUUUCUUUUUAUUUAAGGCGUCAGUAAGGACGAGCUGCUCUUCUUACUUCUCCCAGGGUGACUUUUUGCCCACCGGUCACACUUUUUUCUACUGAUCUCCCUCAGUUCGGAGACUUGUUAAAAAAAUCCGCACCUUCAACUUGUGCUGUUUUUCUCUCUCUGCUGUGCGUAAUUUGUGUCUUGGAUCGAAAAGACGGCGACAGCACAACAACACGAGGACUCGGAAUCCCCUCAGAAGAUAACAGUAACCAUUGGAAAAAUGAAAACCCUCUUGGAUUUCUGCUUAAUUUUCCUCACGCUGCACACUCCCGGCGUGCUGUCCUUGUCCACACAUGUAGCAAUUAUCUACCCCCAGGACCCAGUGCUUCGCAUGGGGUCCAACCUGACCGCCAGCUGCUGGGUCCACCCUGACCUCGGUGUCCAUGCCAGCUCGCUGUUCUGGACGCUAAACGGUCAACAGCUGCCAAGCUCCCUCUACAGAGUUCUGAGCCCGACCAACCUUAGCGUGACGCUGGCUGGACUCAAUGCCUCAAGGCAAACGUCUGGUGACAACCUCGUCUGUCACAACCACAAGGGACACAUAUUGGCUGGCUCCUGUCUUUAUGUUGGGAUGCCUCCAGAGAAGCCGGUCAAUCUGACCUGUUGGUCCAGGAACACCAAAGACCUGACUUGCAGCUGGGCUCCUGGAGGAAAAGGAGAGACUAAUAUCAGUACACAGUACAAACUCAAGUACAAACUUAGAUGGUACGGUACAGAGAAAGAGUGUGUGGAUUACACUCAUACUCAGCCGUACUCCUGCAGCAUCACCCAGGACCUGCAUCUCUUCACACCCUACGAGAUCUGGGUGGAGGCCUCCAACCAGCUGGGUCAGGCUACUGCUGAUGUCAUCACCCUUGACAUCCUAGACGUUGUGACCACAGAUCCUCCGUCAGGUGUGGCUGUCAGUCGUGUUGGCCAGUUGGAGGACCAGCUUAGUGUUCGCUGGGAAGCACCGCCCGCCCUCAAAGACUUUCUGUUUCAGGCCAAGUAUCAGAUCCGUUACAGGCUGGAGGACAGCCAAGACUGGAAGGUGAUGGAUGACGUUGGGAAUCAGACAUCAUGUAGACUUGCUGGACUGAGACCUGGAACAGUGUAUUUUGUCCAGGUUCGAUGUAACCCUGUGGGCAUCUACGGCUCUCGCAAAGCUGGGAUCUGGAGCGAGUGGAGCCAUCCCACAGCUGCUUCCACACCCCACAGCGAGCGUCUCAUGUCGGGCUCCUGUGACCCAAAGUCUAGCGCAGACUCCAACUCCACCCUGCGUAGGGAGCUGAAGCAGUUCUUCGGCUGGGUGCGGAAACACGCCUACGGCUGCAGCAGCAUGUCUAUGAAGUUGUACGAUCAGUGGAGGGUGCUGAUGCAGAAAUCCCACAAAACCCGCAACCAGGUAGGUUCUCCAAGGGGAUAAAUCAUAGCACAUGCUGGUUUUACAAGCAAGAAAGAAAAGAACUGAGUGAGUUUUUGUCUAUAUGUGUGAAUGAGAAAAUUAUAAAGACAAUUUGCUUUACCCAAAAUGUGUGGAUACGAGCUUUGGCCGCAAGAGGAGAUCCGAAGAAAACCUGUGGGAUAUUCUUCUCUUGUGCAACUUUUCCAGGCAGUAUGAGCACUUGAGCACACAGGUGCAAAUGGCUGAGAUGGUUAAUUCAUCACGAACAUCCUGGUAUCAUGGCUUUUCAAGAGAGGCCAUGUGGACUACUUGCUUUUACAAACUACACUGUAGCAUGAAUAUAUUGGAUAUAAAGACAUCUGACAUGCAUUUGAUCAAAUUUACAAAGAGGGGAUCAAAACAAAUCCAGUGUUGCUUAAGUAUCUAAAAAUGUUAAGUGACAUUUUGAGGUUUCUCCACUGGAUCCAAAGCACCAUCUAGUGGCUGUUCAGCACCCAUGGAUUCUCCAGAUGAAGCAUUCAGUGAGGUCCCAUUAAAAAAAACAUAAGUUACUAAUUAUGAUACAGUAUUUCUAAUUAAUGGAAAAUGUGCCAAACUGGUUCACCCAGCAUUCAUUUUCUUUCUGAGUGACAGUAUGUGACUGAUGACAUAAUGGUGUUUGUUUAUGGAAACGUUUCACUGCCUUUAUUUUUGUAUUGAAUUCUACCAGCAUAUUUAAAGUAUAAAGUUAAGUUUUAUAAUUGUUAAAUUAUGUUUAGUUAGUAAAAACUGUACAAUGACUGAAGUUGUUAUCAAUCUCUAAUAGUGUUCCAUAAAAAUGCUGCCAAACACUCAGUUUGCAAGUU
This is a messenger RNA of Melanotaenia boesemani (Boeseman's rainbowfish), 2393 nucleotides long. It is a transcript of the gene crlf1a, whose product is annotated as cytokine receptor-like factor 1a. The record is from RefSeq and is a predicted model, not a curated record. Gene Ontology annotation, molecular function: protein binding; cytokine receptor activity. Gene Ontology annotation, cellular component: external side of plasma membrane. NCBI's taxonomy places the organism in Eukaryota, Metazoa, Chordata, Actinopteri, Atheriniformes, Melanotaeniidae. The transcript is spliced from 9 exons. Gene Ontology annotation, biological process: cytokine-mediated signaling pathway. Bases 385 to 1569 code for a protein of 394 amino acids.